UAGCGCAUUUUCAAUUUCUGGCAACAAGUAGAAUAAAAAAAUUUCUUUUUAUAUUUGUUGUUCCCACCUUUGCCGAAUUUAACAACAUCAGUUUCUGUCGGUUGCACAGAGAAAGUAAAUAUAUACAAUGGGUGAUGUUGACAAAUGGAUUGAGAUAGUGAAGGAGUGCAAAUAUCUGCCGGAAAAUGAAUUGAAGAAACUUUGUGAUAUGGUCUGUGACAUACUGUUGGAGGAGACAAACAUACAGCCCGUGAGCACGCCCGUCACCGUCUGCGGCGACAUUCACGGCCAGUUCUAUGAUCUGGAGCAAUUGUUUCGCACGGGCGGCCAAGUGCCCGACACGAAUUACAUAUUCAUGGGCGAUUUUGUGGAUCGCGGCUAUUACAGCUUAGAGACAUUCACACGCCUGCUCACGCUAAAGGCGCGCUAUCCCAGUCGGAUCACAUUGCUGCGCGGCAAUCAUGAAACACGUCAGAUCACCAAGGUUUAUGGUUUCUUCGAUGAGUGCUUUAGCAAGUAUGGCAAUGCGAAUGGCUGGAAAUAUUGCUGCAAAGUCUUUGACUUGCUCACAAUAGCGGCGAUCAUCGAUGAGGAAGUGCUCUGCGUACACGGCGGCCUAAGUCCGGAGAUUAUAACGCUCGAUCAAAUACGCACAAUCGAACGCAACGGCGAAAUACCCUAUAAGGGUGCUUUCUGUGAUCUUGUGUGGUCCGAUCCCGAGGACAUGGAAUACUGGGGCCAAAGUCCGCGUGGCGCCGGCUGGUUAUUUGGUCACAAUGUGACCAAGGAUUUCAUGAGCAUCAACAACUUGGAUCUGAUAUGUCGAGCACAUCAGCUGGUCAACGAGGGCAUCAAAUACAUGUUCGAAGGCAAACUGGUCACAGUUUGGUCCGCGCCCAACUAUUGCUAUCGCUGCGGCAAUGUCGCUGCCAUCCUGAGCUUUGAUACGGCGCAGGAGCGACAGACACAGAUAUUCCUGGCUGUGCCCGAUUCGGAACGUGUCAUCCCUAAACAGAAUACGACGCCUUAUUUCUUGUAAAAAACAAAACAAAACACAAACGAAAAGCAUGCAAAUCGACUAAAAGCACUUCAACAGUCAAUCAACCAAAUCCUAUUGCCGUUCCAGCUGCAAAUCGCAGAGCAGCACACACACACAGACAGAUACACACACACACUCACGUAUUCUCAAUUAUGCUCAACAACAAAAUAGCAACAAAUCCUUGUAUUUAGUUUACGACUUUUCUUUUAAACAAAAGGUCGCUGGCUCUUUUUCUCUUCAGCAUUUCUUUCCUUCUAUCUUAUUUUUUUUGUAUAAUUUAAAUUUAUAAUUGUUUAAUUUUCUACAAAAGUUAUUCAAAUUUAAUGUGUGGCACUUAAGCUAAACAAACAAAAAACUGAUUAAAACCGAAAGACAUUAUAGAACAUGCCGUGUUUUCUUUUCGACGUUUCAAAAUAAUAAAAAAUAAAAACAAAAUAAA
Molecule: messenger RNA, 1478 nt
Organism: Drosophila nasuta
Lineage: Eukaryota; Metazoa; Arthropoda; Insecta; Diptera; Drosophilidae
Gene: PpV
Product: Protein phosphatase V
Exons: 4
Coding region: 128-1039 (303 amino acids)
Molecular function (GO): protein serine/threonine phosphatase activity
Source: RefSeq, a predicted model, not a curated record